UAAAAGAAAUUUGACCCAGGGAUAAGGCCUUUACAGAGGAAGAAAGUCAAAAACAUCAGUAUUUCCCCUCCUCAAAUUUCUUGAUCAAAUGUCGAAAACCCAAAAAUUAUAAAUUCCCUAUGUGGGCAUUUUGAAUCCACUCAUAUUCUUAGUAUAUUUAUAUUAGGCCACAUCUCUCCUUAAGCUUAAAGCUUUUAACUUGAGGACAUAAACACUUGCAUCUUGUUUAUAUACUUGCAUACACUUGGUGGGUGUGUUUGUAUGUAUCUGUUGUCUGAUUUUCUUGAUCAAAGAGAGCUUUUUUGGGCUUUUUAAAAACUGGGUUUUGCUCAAGAUGUUGUCAAUGACAAGCCAUAAUCUGGAGUUUGGAAGAAGUGGUUUAGAUUUUGUGGCUUGUGGCUGUUCUUCAAAUGCUUCAUAUUUGGUGAGGAAUUCUUCAAAGGGUGUGCUUAGGAGGGUUAAAUAUGAGUUUGGAGCUAGAAAAUGGCUGUGUUUCAGGAGGGACUUUGGUAGCUGUAGAGUUGUUUCUACCAAAACCCCUGAGGCUUUUGUGAAUGUUCCUGCACCAGUAAUUGAGCUUAAAACAGAAUCAAGAAACUCGAAGUCAGUUUCAGUGAAGAAUUUGUUUGAAAUUGUUGCUGAUGACUUGUUGGUAUUGAACAACAAUUUACAGUCGAUUGUUGGUGCAGAAAAUCCAGUGUUGAUGUCAGCAGCUGAACAGAUCUUUAGUGCUGGUGGAAAGAGGAUGAGACCAGCUCUGGUGUUCCUAGUGUCAAGAGCCACGGCAGAAUUUGUAGGCUUGAAGGAACUUACCAAAGAGCAUAGACGCUUAGCAGAGAUCAUUGAAAUGAUCCAUACGGCAAGCUUAAUACAUGACGAUGUACUUGACGAAAGUGAUAUGCGGAGAGGACAAGAAACCGUUCAUCAACUUUAUGGUACCCGAGUUGCUGUAUUGGCAGGGGAUUUCAUGUUUGCACAGUCAUCAUGGUACCUGGCUAAUCUUGAAAACCUUGAAGUCAUCAAACUCAUCAGCCAAGUUAUUAAAGAUUUUGCUAGUGGUGAAAUAAAGCAGGCGUCCAGCUUGUUUGACUGUGAUGUUGAACUUGAUGAGUAUUUGAUCAAGAGCUACUAUAAAACAGCUUCUUUAAUUGCUGCUAGCACAAAAGGAGCUGCCAUUUUUAGUGGGGUUGAUAGUGAUGUUUGUGAGCAUAUGUAUCAAUAUGGCAAGAACCUCGGUUUAUCCUUCCAGGUUGUUGAUGACAUAUUAGAUUUUACACAGUCAGCAGAGCAAUUGGGGAAGCCAGCAGGGAGUGAUUUGUCAAAAGGAAACCUGACCGCCCCGGUGAUUUUUGCACUUGAAAAAGUUCCAAGACUAAGGGAUAUUAUAGAAUCAGAAUUUUGUGAGACUGGUUCACUGGAUGAGGCUAUAGAGCUAGUCAAGAGCUGCGGAGGAAUUGAGAGAGCUCAGAAUCUUGCAAAAGAGAAAGCUGACCUAGCUAUCAAAAGUCUGCAAUGCCUUCCUCAGAGUGCCUUUCGACUAGCACUUGAGGGAAUGGUGAAGUAUAAUCUCGAGAGAAUUGACUAGACAACAGAUUUUUUGAGCAAAACAGCGUGCUUAGACAAAUCUAGCUAUUCUCCGCUAUGAUUAACUAAGCAAGAAGAGCCGGGCUCAAGUUAAACCCUCAGUGGCCACAAUAAGUUGUCACUCAUAUCAGGAUGACAAUGUAAAAGCCGGGAUUUGUAUUGAUCUUGAUAUGUAAGGAGCUAGGCCUGUAGCAACUCCCCAAUAUUUGUGUAUAAGCUUACAUUCACACUAUAGAUUCACUAUACUUGAUUAUAUAUUCAAUUAUUAUUGCACACAA
Messenger RNA from Daucus carota subsp. sativus, 1862 nucleotides. RefSeq names its product solanesyl diphosphate synthase 2, chloroplastic. NCBI's taxonomy places the organism in Eukaryota, Viridiplantae, Streptophyta, Magnoliopsida, Apiales, Apiaceae. Gene Ontology annotation, molecular function: prenyltransferase activity. The transcript has 6 exons. The coding region runs from base 335 to 1585 and encodes 416 amino acids. The record is from RefSeq and is a predicted model, not a curated record. Gene Ontology annotation, biological process: plastoquinone biosynthetic process; isoprenoid biosynthetic process. Gene Ontology annotation, cellular component: chloroplast.